Messenger RNA from Jaminaea rosea, 1324 nucleotides. RefSeq lists its product as hypothetical. The transcript is spliced from 2 exons. Gene Ontology annotation, cellular component: mitochondrial large ribosomal subunit. Lineage: Eukaryota; Fungi; Basidiomycota; Exobasidiomycetes; Microstromatales. The record is from RefSeq and is a predicted model, not a curated record. The coding region runs from base 52 to 930 and encodes 292 amino acids. Gene Ontology annotation, molecular function: structural constituent of ribosome.
GGAAUUAUUUUGACCUUUGCACCAUCAUCAUCAACGACAGACGACGACGACAUGGCAUCCCUCGUAGCAUCAUCGUCGAGGAGUAGCAGCAGCAGAAGCGCGCUGAAAGCGGCGAUAAGUAGCCCUCGCUAUGCAUCCACCACCACUCAAUCAACAUCAUCCACCGUCUCACCCCAGCCUCCCGCCGAAUCAGUGACAACGCCCACCUCUUCAGCCCCCUCGGUACGAGCGCAAUCCAUCUUCGUCUCCCUCCUCCUCUCUCGCCAGCCAGUCAUCACAAGGGACCCCACACCACUCGAGGCAGCCUACUUCCACUAUAAUCACCUACUGCAACGCAGACUUGCCCAGCCUUUUAGCAAGGACUUUUACUUCCGCAAAGGGUCAGCAGCAGAGACUCGCUUCGAUGAGGAGGAGGCAGCGAGGAGAAAGACGAUCGACGAUGUGGCGUCGGCAAAGAGUGUGCCAGAGCUGUCAUUGGACCCAUCAGCGACACCGCGGCGUACUCAGGCGGAUGAGAGCAACGACACCUCAUCUCUGCAUCGCGCUCUAGACCGUUCCCUCUUCCUCGCCUUCAGACAAAAGGGAUCAGCGCCGUGGAAGUUGCCCCGCACUCGAGUAGACCUCGACGCAGGAGAGACGCUCCACAAAGUAGCGCUGCGACCGUUGGAGGAGAAUCUGGGCGAGGUCAGCGCAGAGAAGAUGGAUGCGUGGAUGGUCAGUCACUUGCCCGUGGGGAUGUGGCCCAGGCCCGACAGCGGCAAGGAUAUCAAGAUGCAAGAGAAGACGUACUACAUUCGCGCGCAUCUCCUCUCCGGCUCACCAGACAAGGCCGCCGCAUCAAGCGAAUACGCUUGGCUCACCAGCGAGGAGCUCGCAGAAAAGCUCGAGUCAGAACAGUACGAGGCGGUCAAGGAUCUGCUCAGCGAGUAAAGCGUGCCAUUGUAUGCUACGCAAUGGAUUUAUAUCGUCAUCACUCGUCACUCGUCGUCACUCGUUCUUCGUCUCGCUGACCUCGUCCAGCGUAGGCACCUUGUUCGUCGGUCGACCGGCCAUCUCGGCCACCCGUAUACUGACAUCCCUCACAGACGAAAUGACCUCGUCGCUCCACCCCGCUCGGCGGCAGCCACGGAGGUGCCAAAGAGUUUCGGCGCUGUGCACGCGGGCAGAAGACUACGUCAGACAAUCUUGUGGCAUAGAGAGAGAGAGAGAAGAGGGAGCGCACGCUCACCGAAGAUUCUGGGGCACGAGUGCCGAGAGAAUGACCAGCUCCGUGGAGGGAAAGUCGAGGAUCGUGUCCUCUGAGAGGAUGAGACCGUAAUUGACC